AAAACCCGAAAGAGUCGCCGUUUCAACUAGCCGUAAGAGCCAUCUCAUUAUGACUCGAGCCUGAGCGUCUGCUUUGGAGACGAUGCAGUCCCUCCAUAAACGGCAAGCUCAAACCCCUAUCCGCCGACUGGCUCGGCAGUGCCCGUGGGAAGACACGAUCGCGGCCACUUUACACGUCGUGGCCAUUGGCCAACAGCGAGCUGGGCGUCCGGCGUCAUAUCUCAUCCAAACGACGACCACCAUGCCCGUCGGUAUCGAAGCAUGGAUUACACAGAUCCCUCCUAUAACAAGAUGCUGGCUGGCUCUAGCUGUGUUCUCUAGUCUGGCUGUGCAAUGUCAAAUCGUUACACCCCUGCAAUUGUACCAUAGCUGGAAGAUCACAUUCCUGAAUGGACAGCCAUGGCGGGCAAUAACCAAUUUCUUCUACUUUGGACCGCUGUCUCUGGACUUUGUCUUCCACCUGUUCUUCUUUAUGAGAUACAGCAGAAUGCUGGAAGAAUCAUCCUUCGCAAACCGUAAAGCCGACUACUUUUGGAUGCUCUUCCUCUCCGCUAUCAUGCUUCUCGGAAUCUCUCCGCUAUUCAACCUCCCCUUCCUCUCUUCACCGCUCGCCUUUGUCCCAAUCUACGUCUGGUCCAGGCGACACCCUUCAACACCCAUAUCCCUCUUCGGUCUAAUCACCAUCUCAGCACCCUACCUUCCCAUCGCACUUGUAGGCUUCUCUUGGAUCCUCCAUGGUACAUGGAAAGCAGCAGCUGGCGACUUGCUUGGAUGUGCAGUGGGACAUGUCGGGUGGUUUAUGAGGGACGUAUGGUCGAGGGAGAUGAUUGGUGGCCCUACUAUCUUUAGCCAUGCGCCAGUGAGGGUGUACGUGCCGUUCGUUCCUUCUGGUAGUGUGCGGACUAUUGACUUUGACUUUAUAGAAGGAGCUCCCAUUGGGUUUUUCGAGCAUGCACCUUUCUCUGCAAAUCAAAGGCAAUUUGCAGCCGGUGGCAAGAAGUAG
Molecule: messenger RNA, 1003 nt
Organism: Coprinopsis cinerea okayama7#130
Lineage: Eukaryota; Fungi; Basidiomycota; Agaricomycetes; Agaricales; Psathyrellaceae
Product: endoplasmic reticulum protein
Exons: 6
Coding region: 83-1003 (306 amino acids)
Biological process (GO): endoplasmic reticulum unfolded protein response
Cellular component (GO): Hrd1p ubiquitin ligase ERAD-L complex; endoplasmic reticulum membrane
Molecular function (GO): ubiquitin-specific protease binding; misfolded protein binding
Source: RefSeq, a predicted model, not a curated record